Molecule: messenger RNA, 1069 nt
Organism: Rhodamnia argentea
Lineage: Eukaryota; Viridiplantae; Streptophyta; Magnoliopsida; Myrtales; Myrtaceae
Product: heat stress transcription factor B-3
Exons: 2
Coding region: 272-1060 (262 amino acids)
Biological process (GO): regulation of transcription by RNA polymerase II
Cellular component (GO): nucleus
Molecular function (GO): RNA polymerase II cis-regulatory region sequence-specific DNA binding; DNA-binding transcription factor activity
Source: RefSeq, a predicted model, not a curated record
UAAAUCAAACCCUUCUUCUUCUAUUUUGUGUGAGAGAGAGAGAGAGGAAACGAAAGAACAAAAAGCAACUCUUGCAAAUCUCAUGAACUGUGGAAUCGUGUUGGGUUUCUAUUGCUGGGGUUGGGAGUUCUUAACUGCCCUUCUUCUCUUCUCUUCUAAUCAUCUCUCUCAUCCUUAUUGACUACCUUCUUCUCCUUCCUUCCUUCUUUCUUCAUCUCCUCUCAAUCCUAUAAAGAGAGAUACGCCGAGAGGUUUUGCGUAGUUAUUGCAUAUGAUCAUGGAGGCGAGCGGCGAUUAUAUCACCGAGAAGAAGGGCCUGCUGCUGGAGUACGUGAGGAAGUCGACCCCCCCGCCGUUCCUGCUGAAGACGUACAUGCUCGUGGAGGACCCGGCGACUGACGACGUCAUAUCGUGGAACGCCGAGGGCACCGCCUUUGUCGUGUGGCAGCCGGCGGAGUUCGCCAGAGAUCUCCUCCCCACGCUCUUCAAGCACAGCAACUUCUCCAGCUUCGUGAGGCAGCUCAACACUUAUGGCUUCCGGAAAGUAGCGACGAGCCGAUGGGAGUUCUCCAACGACAUGUUCCGAAAGGGGGAGAGAGAGCUUCUCUGCGAGAUCCGGCGCCGGAAAGCCUGGGCGAACAAGCAGCAAAACCCGAGCUCGAACCCUUCAGCGCGAGCUCAUCAGGACGCCAACAACAACAACAACCAAUCCUCCGACGAAGACCAGAGGUCGUCGUCGACCUCCUCCUCGUCCGAGUACGGCAACCUCGUCCACGAGAACAAGCGACUCAAGAAGGAGAACGGGGCCCUGAGCUCCGAGCUCACCAGCAUGAAGCACAAGUGCAAGGAGCUUCUCGAGCUCGUUGCAAAGUACGGGCUGCACGAGGACAGGGAGGGCGGCGGCGAAGAGGAGGAAGAGGAGGAAAACAACGGCGGCGAAGGGCUGAAGUUGUUUGGGGUGAGAUUGGAGGUUAAAGGUGAUGAGAGAGGGGAGAGGAAGAGGAAAGGUGCAGGUUUUAGAGAGAGCGCAAGUAUUUUGCUUUCUCAGUCAUGCAAGUGAUGAUAAUUU